UUCAAAAAAAAGAAAAGAGACAAAAACUGAACAUAGUAUUCGUGUAGUUUUCGUUCAUUACUUCAUUUUGCUGAUGAAACCGACCCAUCGUUUUCUUUGUUUACUGUGUUUAGUUUUAAGCACAGACAGAACUAAUCCAGCUAAGCUAACAAGUUACAAAAUCAAAUUCAAUAAUAAUAAAUUAAAUCUAAUUUCUAGUUAUCCAUCUGAAAUCAAUCUUCUCUCUCCAGUGAGUAGUACUGACCCAGUCGGUCAGUCUUCACAAUUUCACUGUCAUUCCAAAGGAAAAAAAAGAAAAAAAAUCUGUCUGGAGAAAAACAAUGAGUGAAGAAGGGAAAGACAGCCACCACCACCUUCUCCACCACCACCACCACCACCACCACCACGGAGGAGAUGAAGAGCAGGGUUCUCCUCCACCUCAGCCACCGCCCCAGUAUGGAACCUUCCAAGGAGUGCCCAGCUACCCACCUCAGCCGGUGAUCGGCUUCCCCCAGCCGGUUCCUCCUCCCGGCGCUCACGGCUAUCAAGCUACAGGAUAUGUUAUUGCUGAGGGGACACCUGUUGCGAGGGAGCGCCGCCUGCCGUGUUGUGGCAUUGGCAUAGGAUGGUUCUUUUUCAUUAUUGGAUUCUUCCUUGCUGGCAUCCCCUGGUAUAUUGCUGCAUUUAUUCUACUUUGUUCCAGAGUUGAUCCUCGAGAGAAGCCUGGAUAUAUCACGUGCACUAUUGCCGCUAUUUUGGCUUCUUUUGCUCUUAUUUUCGGAUUGACAAGGAAGGACUGGGAUUAACAAAGUGGGCAUGUGGUUUAUCUGUGCCCCGAAGGUUGUACAGGUUCAGAACUUGGAUGAUUUGAAUUUAAUAUAUAGCGAGAAGUAUGUUACUUUGUGAGUGGUUGUUGCUCAACAAAUUUGUACUCAUUCUGGUGUGAACAUUGUAUUCAAUGUAGUAUCUGAUUGUGGGAAGUACUGGAUCUUGAAAUUUGACAUUUACAUACAUUGCUAUAAACUACCAUAUUCAGUGGAAAAGGGCCUUGUGCAGGGCUACAUAAGCCUUGGAGCCGAGAAAUAAUGAUGCAUGAUCUUGGUUCCUCUAUACUUCGGUCUUAUUCUUUCCAUAGCUGAAUGUGGAAUCAUACACACAGGGAAAGAACUAGGCCUUUGUUUUAAUCAAUACAAUAGGGAGAGGAGAUAUCAUCAGGCUUUGUUGUGAAAAUAUGCCAUCGGGACUGAUAAACUCUUCUUCUCAGCCAACUACGACUCUUACUAGUAGCCUUAAAAAAAAAGAAAAAGAACUGAUUACACAUAAUAAGCUUUUGAUAUUUAGUACUCCCUCCGUCCCAUAAUUAUUGUCCAGUAUGAGUUUUUAUUAAUAGAAAUUUUUUAAGUAGCUUUUCUUUUUCUUUUAUU
Molecule: messenger RNA, 1403 nt
Organism: Oldenlandia corymbosa var. corymbosa
Lineage: Eukaryota; Viridiplantae; Streptophyta; Magnoliopsida; Gentianales; Rubiaceae
Source: the annotation of a GenBank genome assembly